UGGCCGAAGCGUUUCCACAGAAGAUGUCUCAUUUUUCAUCACCCCGCUAUUUUUUAGUCUGCGAUUUUCUUUUUUUCUUUUUUUCGGUGCCCUUGGUACGACCGCCGAUUUAUGUGAAAUGUUGUUGAUAAUCCAGUAUGAUAAUGCGUGUGUGUGUGUGUGUGUGUGUUUGAUUCUCUGUCUCUCCAGCCGAGUCGUGCGGCGGUGUGGUUCAAGGUCUCAACGGCUCUAUCGAGUCCCCGGGCUUCCCUCACGGCUACCCCAACUACGCCAACUGCACCUGGCUAAUAAUCACCGGGGAGAGGAACCGCAUCCAGCUGAGCUUCGUCACCCUGGCUCUGGAGGAGGACUUUGACAUCGUGUCCGUCUAUGAUGGACAACCGUCGCCAGGCAACCUGAAAUUGAAGCUGUCAGGCUUCAUGCUGCCUUCGCCGCUGGUCAGCAGUGGAUCCAUACUGGCCCUGUGGUUCACUACAGACUUUGCUGUCAGCGCACAGGGCUUCAAGGCAGUGUAUGAAGUGCUGCCCAGCCAUACGUGCGGCACCCCGGGGGUCAUCCCUAACGGCGUGAUCCACGGCGCCCGCUACAACAUGGGGGACAAGAUCCGCUACAGCUGUGAGUCGGGCUUUGUGCUGGAGGGCCACAGCAUCCUGACCUGCAUCGUGUCCCACGGGAGCGGCGCGCAGUGGGACUUCCCCUCGCCCUUCUGCAGAGCUGAAGGGGCGUGCGGUGGGACGUUACGAGGAACAGCGGGCUCCAUCGGCAGCCCAAAUUACCCGGAGGAAUACGAGAACAACUUGGACUGCAUGUGGUCCAUCCUGGCCGAGCCAGGGGACACCAUCGCGCUGGUGUUCAGCGACUUCCUGCUAGAGGACAGAUACGACUUCCUGGAAAUCAGCGGCACAGAGGCACCAAGUAUCUGGCUUACUGGUACAACUUUGCCCUCACCAGUGAUAUCCAAUAAGAACUGGCUCCGCCUUCAUUUCAACUCUGAUAGCAACCAUAGGAGGAAAGGAUUCAGUGCCCAGUACCAAGUGAAGAAAGCCAUAGAGCUGAAAUCCAGAGGAGUGAAGAUGAUGCCCAGUAAAGAUUCCAGCCACAAAAAUGCCGUCCUCAGUCAGAGUGGUCUCGCGGGCGACGUCUGUCCAGAUCCUGGACUCCCGGAGUACGGGAAGAGGAUGGGCUCCAACUUCCAGGUCGGCUCCAGUGUGCAGUUCAGCUGUGAUGACAGCUAUGUGCUCCAGGGCUCCAAGAGCAUCACCUGUCAGAGAGUUACUGACACCCUGGCUGCAUGGAGCGACCACCGGCCCAUCUGUAGAACUCGGACCUGUGGGAGUAACCUACGAGGGCCCAAAGGAGUCAUAACAUCGCCCAACUAUCCGGUUCAAUAUGAGAACAACGCACACUGUGUGUGGGUCAUUACCGCCCUAGAUACGGGCAAGGUGAUCAAGCUGGCCUUUGAGGAGUUUGACCUGGAGAGAGGCUACGACACGCUGACCGUCGGGGACGGAGGGAAGAUAGGGGACACACGGAGGGUGCUGUACGUACUGACGGGCUCCAGUGUUCCUGACCUCAUCGUCAGCCUGUCCAAUCAGAUGUGGCUACAUCUUCAGUCGGAUGACACCAUCGGAUCACAGGGAUUCAAGGCUGUCUAUGAAGAGAUCGAGCGGGGCGGCUGCGGGGACCCCGGGGUGCCGGCGUUCGGACGCCGCAGCGGAGAUCGCUUCCUGCACGGCGACGAGCUGAAGUUCUCCUGCCAGGCGGCGUUUGAACUGGUGGGGGAGCGCAGCAUCACGUGCCAGCACAACAAUCAGUGGUCGGGCAACAAGCCAAGCUGCGUCUUUUCGUGCUUCUUCAACUUCACCUCUGCGUCAGGUACCAUCCUGUCCCCCAACUACCCCGAGGAGUACGGCAAUAACCUCAACUGCGUGUGGCUCAUCAUCUCUGAGCCGGGCAGCCGCAUCCACCUCCUGUUCUCCGACUUUGAGCUGGAGCCUCAGUUUGACUGGCUGGUGGUGAAGGACGAAGGUCUUUCAGAGCCAACCACAUUUGGAACAUUCUCUGGCAAAGAUGUUCCGUCCCAGAUCGCCUCUAAUGGACACAUCAUGAGGUUGGAGUUCCAGUCCGACCACUCUAAUACUGGGAAAGGCUUCAACAUCAGCUACACCACCUUCGGCCAGAAUGAGUGCCACGACCCAGGGGUGCCUGUGAACGGCCAGCGGUUCGGGGACCAGUUCCUGCUUGGCAGCUCCGUGGCCUUCCACUGCGAUCAGGGCUUCAUCAGGACCCAGGGGUCGGACCAGGUCACCUGCAUCGUUCAGGAAGGAAAUGUUGUGUGGUCUGCGGCGGUACCACGAUGUGAAGCUCCGUGCGGAGGGCACCUCACCGCUCCCAACGGCAUGCUCCUGUCUCCGGGCUGGCCGUCCUUCUACAGAGAUUCUCUGAACUGCCAGUGGGUGAUCGAGGCCCAACCAGAUCACGCGGUGAAGAUACACUUCGACAGGUUCCAGACGGAGGUCAACUACGACACGCUGGAGAUCCGAGACGGACCCUCAACGUCCUCCCCGGUGAUCGGAGAGUACCACGGCUCCCAAGCGCCUCACUUCCUCAUCUCCACCUCCAACUUCCUCUUCCUGUUGUUCACCACCGACAACAGCCGCUCGGCCGCCGGCUUCAGCAUCAGAUACGAGAGUGUGAUGAUGGAGUCGGACUCGUGCCUCGACCCUGGCAUCCCUGUAAACGGUCGUCGGCGGGGCAACAGCUUCGCUAUCGGGUCUCAAGUGUCGUUCACCUGUGACCUCGGCUACACGCUCAGCGACCAGGAGCCAAUCAUCUGCGAGAAAAUCCAUCAGUGGAGUCAUGCUCUUCCUAGUUGUGAUGCUCUUUGUGGCGGCUACUUCUAUGGUAAAACGGGAACCAUUCUCUCUCCCGGCUUCCCUGACUUCUACCCCAACUCUCUUAACUGCACCUGGACCAUUGAGGUUUCACAUGGAAAAGGAGUACACCUCGUGUUCCACACUUUCCAUUUGGAAGAGAACCAUGACUACCUGUCAAUCACCGAGGAUGGAAACUUUCUUGUCCCCGUUGCGAGACUCACGGGCUCAGUGCUGCCUCCUAGUGUCAAAGCGGGUCUUUACGGGAACUUCAGCGCUCAACUACGAUUCAUAUCGGAUUUUUCAAUGAGUUACGAGGGAUUCAACAUAACUUUCUCAGAAUAUGACCUGGAACCGUGCGAGGAUCCGGGGGUUCCGGCGUACAGCAGGAGGACGGGCUUCCGAUUUCAAGUCGGCGACUCGCUCGUCUUUUCCUGUUUCCAUGGCUACCGACUCGAGGGGGACAGUAAGAUCACGUGUCUGGGAGGAGGCAGACGUGUCUGGAGCAACACGCUACCACGCUGCAUAGCUGAGUGUGGGGGCUCGGCGACAGGCCCAGAAGGCGUCUUGCUCUCACCGAAUUUCCCCUCUAACUACGAUAACAACCAUGAGUGCAUCUACCGCAUCACCACGGAGACGGGCCAAGGAAUCAGACUGACAGCUGAGAAUUUUGGAUUGCAAGAUGGAGACUAUCUGAAGGUGUAUGACGGGGAAAACAGCUCCUCUCGUCUUCUUGGCAACUUCACCCGUGACGACAUGUUGAGUGUUGUCCUCAACAGCACGUCCAACGACCUCUCGUUGGAGUUCAACAGCAACGCCUCUGGAACCAAUCAGGGCUUUCGUCUCACGUACAAUAGUUUCAACCUGGUCCAGUGUGGGGAGCCAGGUGUGCCCAGCUACGGCUACAAAGUCCAGGACGACGGACACUUUGCCGGCACGUUUGUCCUGUAUGCCUGUAACCCUGGUUACAGUCUCCAUGGUAGCAGCACACUCACCUGCCUCAGCGGAGACAGACGUGUGUGGGACCAAGCACUUCCUUCCUGUAUAGCCGAGUGUGGAGGACCCAUCUCCGGAGCCAUAUCUGGCCGUAUUCUGUCUCCUGGUUACCCUGCUCCCUAUGACAACAACCUCCACUGCACCUGGACAAUCGAGGCGGACACCGGCAAGACCAUCAGUCUCCACUUCAUAGUGUUUGACACCGAGGUGGGCCAUGACAUCCUGAAGGUGUGGGACGGUCCACCGGCCCUUCAGAGGGGGGGUAUCCUGCUGAGGGAGUGGUCCGGCCCGGCUUUACCCGAGGACACCCAUUCAACGUUCAACAUCCUCACCCUUCAGUUUGAUUCCGAUUACUUCAUCAGCAAGCAAGGGUUCUCAAUACAGUUCUCAACCACCACAGCGACGACCUGCAACGACCCGGGCAUCCCGGUGAACGGCUCCCGGUACGGGGACAGUAAGGAGCCGGGCGACAGCGCGACCUUCCAGUGUGACCCUGGCUACCAGCUCCAAGGGGAGGGCACCAUCACAUGUGUGCGCCUGGACAGCCGCUUCUACUGGCAGCCCGACCCGCCCACAUGCAUAGCGAUGUGUGGUGGUAAUGCCAGUGGACCAUCGGGGGUGAUUCUGUCUCCUAACUACCCCCAGCCCUACCCUGCGGGGAAGGAGUGUGACUGGCGAGUCCGAGUCAACCCCGACUUUGUCAUCGCCCUCAUCUUCAAAAGUUUCAACAUGGAGCCAAGUUAUGACUUCCUGCAUAUCUACGAAGGGGAAGACUCUAAUGGUCCAUUACUAGCGAGUCUCCAAGGCAACCAGGCCCCUGACCGAAUAGAGAGCAGCAGUAACAUUCUUUUUCUGGCGUUCAGGUCUGAUGCCUCACUGGGCAUGUCCGGCUUCGCCAUCGAAUACAGAGAGAAACCGAGAGAGGCGUGUUUUGACCCCGGUAACAUCAUGAACGGCAGCCGAACAGGCUAUGACUAUAAGCUUGGCUCCCAGGUCACCUAUAACUGUCACCAUGGUUACACCACCAUGGGCGGGGCCACCAUCACCUGUGUCCUGGGGCAUGAUGGGAAACCAGUGUGGGAUAAAGCCCUUCCGACGUGCAAAGCGCCAUGCGGGGGGCAAUACAGCGGCCUCGAAGGGGUGGUCUUAUCACCCAACUAUCCCCUCAACUACACCACAGGACAGACCUGCUCCUACUACAUCACAGUGUCUACACAGUUCGUUGUCUUUGGCCAGUUCGCUGUGUUCCAGACUGCGAUGAACGACUCUGUGGAGCUAUUCGACGGAGCCAAUCAGAACGCUCGAUUGCUCAGCUCACUCGCCGGAUCUCACUCGGGGGAAACGUUGCCAUUGGCGAUCUCCAAUCAGAUCAUGCUGCGCUUCAACGCUAAGAGCGGCCAAUCGGCUAAAGGCUUUCAUUUUGUCUACCAAGCCGUGCCGCGCACCAGCGACAGCCAGUGCAGCUCGGUGCCGGAGCCGCGCUACGGCCGGCGGAUCGGCUCCGAGUUCUCAGCCGGCUCCGUGGUCCGCUUCGAGUGCAGCCCGGGAUACCUGCUGAAGGGGUCCGGGGCCAUGCACUGCCAGGCGGUCCCCGGGGCCCUGGCGCAGUGGAACGCCUCAACACCCGCCUGUGUCGUUCCCUGCAGUGGUAAUCUGACAGAACGCCGUGGUACCGUCCUGUCCCCUGGAUACCCCGAGCCCUACCCAAACAGCCUCAACUGUCUCUGGAGGAUCCACGUGAGCGAAGGCGCUGGGAUCCAGAUCCAGGUGAUGACUUUCGCCACAGAACACAACUGGGAUUCCCUGGAGAUCUACGAUGGAGGAGACAUGACCGCUCCCAAACUAGGUUCAUUCUCUGGAACCACAGCGCCUUCUCUGCUAAACUCGACGUCCAAUCAACUGCUGCUACACUUCCAAAGUGACAUCAGCGUUGUGGCAGCAGGAUUCCACCUGGAGUACAAGACGGUCGGUCUGACCACGUGCCCGGAGCCCAUGAUUCCCGCAAACGGCGUCAAGAACGGCGACCGGUACAUGAUCAACGAGGUGGUGGCCUUCGGCUGCGAACCAGGCUACACCCUACAGGGUCACUCUCACAUCUCCUGCAUGCCCGGAACAGUGCGUCGAUGGAACUACCCGCCUCCACUGUGUAUAGCCCGGUGUGGUGGCCUGCUGUCUGAGAUGAGUGGCGCUAUCUUAAGUCCCGGCUUUCCUGGAAAUUACCCUGGCAACCUGGACUGCACCUGGAAGAUCACCCUGCCUGCAGGAUAUGGUUCUCAUAUCCAGUUCCAAAACUUUUCCUCCGAGGACAACCAUGACUUUCUGGAGGUCAGGGCGGGACCCCAGCACAGCUCUGCCCUGAUUGGACAGUUCACUGGGACCCAGAUCCCUCCACCUCUCCUAAGCACCACCCACCUGACUAUCAUUCAUUUCUACAGUGACCAUUCAGAGAACAGGCCAGGGUUCAAAUUGACCUAUCAGGCGUUUCAGCUUCAGAACUGUCAAGAUCCCUCCCCCUUCUCCAAUGGCGACAUCGUCAACAAUGACUACAGCGCUGGGCAAUCAAUCACCUUUCAGUGCUACCCUGGCUAUGUUCUGAUUGGACAUCCAGUUUUGACAUGCCUGCAUGGAACCAAUAGGAAGUGGAACCAUCCCAUCCCACGUUGUGAGGCCCCCUGUGGAUACAACGUCUCGGCCGACAACGGGACCAUCUAUUCCCCUCAGUACCCUAAUGAGUACCCCAACUCCCAGGACUGCAGCUGGGUCAUCACAGUGCCCCACGGACACGGGGUGUACAUCAACUUCACCCUGCUCCAGACUGAGCCAGUCACCGACUACAUCGCCGUCUGGGAUGGCGUGGAUGUGUCCAGCUCCCAGCUUGGUGUCUUCAGUGGGAACACAGCCCUGGAAUCGGCCUAUAGUGCCAGCCCUCAAGUCCUCAUCCGCUUCCACUCUGACUUUUCGACCGGAGGAUUCUUCAUACUGAACUUCCACGCCUACCGUCUGAAGAAAUGUCCCGUUCCCCCGGGAGUCGAAAACGCAGAGAUGAUCUACGAAGACGACAACUUCCAGAUAGGAGAUGUCGUAAAGUAUCACUGUUUGCCCGGCUACACACUGGUUGGGAAGGCAGAGAUCACCUGUAAGCUCAACUCUCACUUGCUCUUUGAAAGCCCACCGCCGACAUGCCAAGCCCUGUGUCCAGCCAAUGAAGACCGCUCGGCGUCAUCAGGAGUCAUACUGAGCCCCGGGUAUCCUAGCAACUACCCCAAUAGCCAGACGUGUUCCUGGCUACUGCGUAUGCUCCCAGGUUACACAAUCAACAUCUAUGUGGAAAUUUUCCACAGUGAGAAGCAAUUUGAUGAACUCGAGAUUUUUGACGGUUCUUCAGGACAAAGUCCUCUUUUGGUAGCGUUGAGUGGCAACCAUUCAUCUCAACUCAACUUCACAUCAAAGACCAACCAGCUGUACUUAAGAUGGUCCACUGACCAUGCAACCAACAAAAGGGGUUUCAAGAUCAGAUACACAGCGGCUUACUGCAGCGUCAACGAUCCGCCCGUCAACGGAGGCGUGGUCAAUCAGACCCGGUUGCGACCAGGCAGCCGGCUCCAGUUCUACUGCCACCGCGGCUACAGGCUCGUCGGCCCCACCAACUCCACCUGCCGGCUCCAGGCCAACGGGCUCUACCAGUGGGAUGUGCUGGCCCCGCUGUGCCAAGCUAUUUCUUGCGCAACACCCCAGUCGCCAGGCAACGGAAGCAUCUAUGGUUACCAGUACACUGUUGGUAGCCAGGUGACCUUCCAGUGUAACCAUGGCUUUCACCUGGACCCAGGUGUUGCCAUGACCACCGUUUGCCAGGAGGAUGGCAGCUGGAGCAACGCAGUGACACCUCCCAGAUGUUUGCCGGUUCAUUGCCCCAGCAUUGAAAAUGUGCUUACAGAACACAUGACCUACCGGCUGCUCUCUGGUUGGCUGGCUGAGUUUGGCUCCAUGGUGAUGUUGGAAUGCUCGCCAGGGUUCUAUUUGGGGGUUGGACAUAGAACACUGCGCUGCCUUGCCAACGGGACAUGGGAAGGUUCACAGGACGCAGCGUCCUGCAAAAUCAUCUCCUGCGGGGAGUUGCCCUCUCCCCCCUUCGGAACCAAGCUGGGCACCUUGACCACCUUCGGCGCAACGGCCAUCUUCAUGUGUAACCAUGGUUACACACUGGUGGGGUCGCACGUCAGGGAGUGCGGCGCCAACGGUCUGUGGAGCGGGACGGAGACACGGUGUCUGGCUGGUCACUGUGACUCGCCGGACCCCAUCGUGAACGGUCACAUCAGUGGCGAUGGCUCCAGCUACCGUGACACCGUGGUGUACCAGUGCAUGCUGGGAUACCGGCUGAUUGGCACAUCGGUCCGGAUUUGCCAACAAGACCACCGCUGGUCGGGGACAACACCUGUCUGUGUCCCCAUCACCUGCGGUCACCCGGGCAAUCCAGCCAACGGCCGCACCAAUGGCAGCGAGUUCAACCUUAACGAUGUUGUUAAUUUCACCUGUAACCAAGGUUACUCUCUGCAUGGAAAUACACGCGCUCAGUGCCGGCUCAACGGGCAGUGGAGCAGCCCCCUGCCCGUCUGCAGAGUGGUCAACUGUUCCGAUCCUGGACAAGUGGAAAAUGGUGUUCGUCAAUCUGGCCUACGUUACCCAGAAGUCUUCAGCUAUGGCGUGACUGUUGCCAUCCACUGUAAACGAGGAUUCUACCUUCUCGGUUCCGCCCUCCUCACUUGUCAGCAUGAUGGUCGGUGGGAUCGACCAAUCCCACGCUGCCUUGCAAUUUCCUGUGGGGAUCCCGGUGUGCCUCCGAACGCAGUAGUGUUGGGCGGCCGCGGCUGGACUCAUGGCUCUGUGCUGCAGUACUCCUGUCUGCCUGGAGGGGUGCUAGUGGGUAACGCCACACGACACUGUAAAGAGGACGGGACCUGGAGCGGGGCGCCGCCAUACUGCACUGGCACCAGCCCGGGUGUCUGCGGUGACCCGGGCGUGCCCAUCCACGGCGUUCGCCUGGGAGGGGAGGAGCUCCGAACCAAGAGCCUGCUGCGGUUCAGCUGCGAGGCGGGCUACACCCUCAUGGGCUCCGCCGAGCGCACCUGCCUGCACAACGGCACCUGGAGCGGCACGCAGCCUCUGUGUCAAGCGGUGUCGUGCGGAAACCCCGGCACGCCGGCCCACGGCAGGAUAGUACUGAGCGAUGGAAUCACCUUCGGCAGCUCCGUGGCGUACGCUUGCUGGGAAGGCUUCAAAACCUCGGGCCUCACCACCAGACACUGCACCACCAACGGUACCUGGACCGGCCAGCCACCCGACUGCACAGUGAUAAGCUGUGGUGAUCCGGGCUCCAUCGCUAACGGGAUCUAUCUAGGAAGCCAGUUCAGCUUCAACCACACUGUGACCUACCACUGUAACCCUGGGAAUCUCAUGGAACCCUCCGGAGUGGGGCGCAACGCUCUGCGCUGUGCCAGAGACGGUACCUGGAACCAAACCAAGCCUGCCUGUAAAGUGAUCAAGUGCGGAGCCCCUCCCCAGGUGCAUCAUGGGAAGGUGGAGGGGAAAGACCAGUCUUGGGGCUCAAGUGUCAGCUAUAGCUGUUUCCAUGGUUACCAGUUGUCCAGUCCUGCCGUGGUAACAUGUGAGGGCAACGGGACGUGGAGGGGAGACAUCCCACAAUGUCAACCCGUUCUUUGUGGCGACCCGGGCUCACCUGGAGGUGGUUUCAGAGAGGGCAAGAUCUUCACCUUCAGGUCUGAGGUGCGGUUCUACUGCCACCCCCCGUACCUGCUGGUGGGCUCUCCUUCCAGGGUUUGCCAGGCGGAAGGCAGCUGGAGCGGCCAACAUCCCGCCUGCAUAGAUCCAGCGCUCAACAUCUGCCGUGACCCAGGAAUCCCAGCGUACGGUAUCCCUGUGAUGGCCCAGGGUUUCCAGGUUGGCAACAAGAUUUCCUUCAAGUGCCGAAAGAACUACCACAUCCUGGGCUCCACCACCAGGGCCUGCCUGGAGAACCUCACGUGGAGUGGCACUCAGCCCGAGUGCAUAGCCCACUCAUGCAGGCAGCCGGAGACCCCCGGUAAUGUGGAUGUCAGGGCGCUGGAUCUGCCAACGCUGGGCUACACGCUAAUUUACUCUUGCCAAGAUGGCUUCUAUCUGGCCGGUGGAUCAGAGCACAGAACCUGCAGGAGUGACAGUAGAUGGUCUGGAAAGCCCCCACUCUGUAAAGUUGGAGUGAAGGUGCAGCCCAAACCCAUGGAGGGAGACUCUGCAAUCCAGAAGAACAAGAUUCGCGUUCCAGUGGAUGUGUUUUCUCCUAACUCUGACUGGAGCGGCUUCUACGAGUACCUUGGGAAGAGGCAGGCUUCUACGAUUACUGUAACUGGCUUUAACGCUUCCAGUGGCAGAGUUAACGUGACUUUAUUGGAGACCAGUGGAGUGUCCAUAAAACUAUCGGGCACAUAUAAGUCAGAAGAAAACCAGUUAUUGCUGAAAGUCUACCAGAUAAAGGGCCCAACAGAGCAUUAUUACAGCAAGUUUAAAAAUGACAACUGGGCUAUGGAUGGUUAUGUCGCUGCAGAGGCUGACCAGAAGUCGUAUGUUUACCAAGGUCACAUCCAUAGUAAAGACUUUGGCAAAUUCUAUCUUACCAAGCAAGGUCCUGUAAACACGGUGGUGGAUCCAUCCGGCACGUACACCAGUAGCAGUUCUGUGGCGGCGGCCAUUUUGGUUCCCUUUUUUGCACUCAUCCUCUCCGGCUUUGCCUUCUACCUCUACAAACACAGGACGUUGUCUGCUGACACGGAUGACAAUGAGCGACCAAAAGACACGUGGGGUCCUGGCGGCAGGGCCCGGCCCAAGGUGCAGUUCAACGGCUACGUGGGCCACGAGAGCAGCAACGGCCAGGCGUCCUUCGAGAACCCCAUGUACGACACGGCGCUGAAGCCCACCGAGGCCAAGGCGGUGCGCUUCGACACCACCCUCAACACGGUCUGCACGGUGGUAUAGUGCUGCGCCGACACCGGGACCACCUCGGACGCUGGGUGUAGCGCCC
This is a messenger RNA of Gadus macrocephalus (Pacific cod), 10941 nucleotides long. RefSeq names its product CUB and sushi domain-containing protein 1-like. The record is from RefSeq and is a predicted model, not a curated record. NCBI's taxonomy places the organism in Eukaryota, Metazoa, Chordata, Actinopteri, Gadiformes, Gadidae.